GGAUGAUCCGUACCGACCGUACGUAGUAUGGAGUAUAUACUUGUGAUAGUAACUGAGUAUUAAUUACAUUAUUUUGUGCAAACACCCAGAAAAAUUGCUAUCCCAUCAAGUGAGGCGACAAAAAUAAAGAGAAAUAUAAUGACAUCCAUUUUGCACAUUCAGUUGUUGAACACAUUUUGGACUGAAAUUUUAAAAUGGGUAGCUAAUUAUAAUGAGUAAUUCUAUUCACAGUUGCACAUUUGCUAAUCACACACACAUACUUCCGGAAAAGAUAAAUGCUUUUUUAUAAUUCCUAUUAUGUCCUCUCAAUUAAACGCAGACCGAAUCGAUUUAUUUUGAAACUUCUACUCACAUACCACUGCACUACCGCGGCCGCUAAUGUUGCAGUCUGUUUUUUCACAACGAAGAAGAAGAUGAAGGAUUAGACUGAUUUUGUAGAAGCAAUGGUCUAAAAUACAACAAAGUGAUUCAUUAUUUUCAUGCAUGAUAUAUAUCAUUCUCCUUCGAUCUUGUUCUGUAGAUGGUUCCAUGGGAUCAAUCCAACAAAGUGAUUCACGGUGAUGAAAGUUUGGUGCUUAGUCUGAUUUCCCUUAUUUUUUCAAGGUGAAGCUCGAAUUAAAAUGGUAGUUCACUCAAGUCUCUUUAUCCAUGAAAAUAUGUAGAUGUGCAGCCCGCUGAAUAGAUUUUGGUUUACUGAGGCUUUGAACUUUGGUCUCCUCUUUCUCCUUUGUUUCAUGCAAAAGACAGAAUUGGAGCAUCAAAUGUCCAUGAAAAGGUGAAAUUGAUUUAUUCAUUAAAAGGUCCUUUAAUCUUCUUGAUGGCAGAACGAGAAGGGUCGUUGUAUUAGGAGAUAUUCUUGAUGGAAGAAGCGCAGAGAAGGAUGCCGAUGAUGCAUCGUCCACAUUAUUAAUCCGUGAAUUGUUAUAUACUCCGGAUAUUUGAAAUUAUUGUUUUAUUAAAAUUUAAUUACGUGGCUGCAAUUAGUAAUUAUGUGGCUAUGAAUAGAAUUACCCAAUUAUAAUUUAUAACCAUUUUCAUUAAAGGAGGAAGGGGAGGCCUCGUGCCUAGGGUUGGUGCGGCGAUUUUAUCGAUCGUCCGCGUUUUUCCUUCUCGUCGUACGGCAAUAGCGCAUCAAACGGCGGCUGUGGAAGAUCGAAGCUGGAGUUCGGUGACUUGGGAGAACGAUAUGAAGCAGAAUGGCACCAAUGGAGUGGACGCACUUGCCAACGCCUAUGGAAUGUUGGAUCUGGAGGAGGAGGACGAAAUUCUCGUGGUCGCACCAAUGAUUCAGACCUCAGCGAAACUCAAUUGGACUAUGGUGGGGACCAUUACCUCGGAAAAGUCGGUACGUUUUUCCCAAUUUCGAGAUAUUAUGGCGUCCGUGUGGAAACCGAAAAAUGGUGUUUCCAUAACUGAAAUUGGUUCUAGGAGGUGUUUUUCAGUUUUAUAAUGAGGAAGAUGUCACUAGGGUUGUGGAGGAAGGUCCGUGGCUUUUUGAUCAAAACUUAAUUGUUAUGAGUAGGCUUAAAGAGGGUGAUAUUCCCAUGUCUGUUCCACUCAAUAAAGCAGAUUUUUGGGUCCAAGUUCAUGAUAUCCCAGUGGGAUAUUUCACUACUGAGAAUGCGGAACGCAUUGGGAAUUUUUUAGGAAUCUUUAUAAAAGUUGAUGAUAAUAACUUUUCUGAGAAUUGGGAAUCCUUUAUGAGGAUUCGCGUUUGUAUUGAUCUGGGGAAACCUCUGAAAAGGAAAUUGGUUUUGCAAAAAGAGGAAGGAGUCACUUUCCGUGUCAGGUUUUGCUAUGAGAAGCUUCCUAGUUUUUGUUUCCUGUGCGGAAUAAUAGGACAUGCGGAAAGCCACUGUCCACAUAAGCAGCGGGGCUACGAAGUCACUGGGGAAAGACCGUUUGGUCCAUGGCUUAGAGCUACAAAAGGGGCAAAGCAAUGGAAGGAGAAUAAAUGGCUUGUUCCAGCAGGGAAAGGAAUCAGUUCUGAUAACAAGGCUACCAGUGCAAACAAAGAGGACGACAUGCGACCAAGUACUGGGGAGGGCGGGCUUUCACCACACGAGAGGGGAUACAUUGAGCAGAAGCGAAGACGUGUGGAGGAUCCAGCAGUGCACUAGAACGGGGAAGAUAUGGAGAUGGUUCAGAACGAAGGAAAAAAUGGGGAGGAGGCGAGCUACAAAUCUGUAGCUCGCCAAGCAAUGCAGUAAGAGACACUGAUCCGCAGCUUCUAAAAUUAAAUAAGGCCGAGGGCCAUGAAGACUUUUUUAUUUCUUGUUGUUUUUCCUUUUAUGGUACUCAUGUUGCUUUUGUUUUCGUUUGGAACUCUAGUGGUAGGUUGGGGUUUACCUUUUAUUUUUUGAUUUGGGAUUCUAAUGUUGGUG
Messenger RNA from Cuscuta epithymum, 2384 nucleotides. The record is from the annotation of a GenBank genome assembly. Lineage: Eukaryota; Viridiplantae; Streptophyta; Magnoliopsida; Solanales; Convolvulaceae.